UGACUUUGGAUUGUAGUAGGGUCUUUUUCGGUCCUUUUAAUACGGAGCAGGAGGAACAACAAACCCAACAACCGCAUCUCAAACUCUCGACACAUCCGAUCAGAUACAAAAGCCCAGAGGUCCCAUCGGCGUAGCGGUAGCGGCUCCGACGAUGAAGAUCCAAAAACAACAAUGGGGAGUCGAAGACUACUUUCCUGAAGAAAUCGUGGACAAAAUCCUGUUGAAGUUGCCCGUCAAAGAGGUUAUCAGAUGCAGCGCCGUGUGCAAGUUAUGGAACUCUCUCAUCAAAAACCCUGCCUUCAUUCAAACCCACCUCAACAAUCAAACCCACGACGGCGUUUCGGAGCUCCUCCUACUCAGCUCCCACCAAUCAGACGAUCUGUUUUGGGAUAACCCUGCAGCUUUAUUCGGUCAGUAUUCCAACCUCCGAAAUCCAAUUCACAACAACAACAACAGCAGUAGCAAUUGGACCAAAGGUAUCAGUUACCAAGUGGUCGGAACUUGUAACGGGCUCGUAUGCCUUUCUCUUUACUCAUUUGACCGUGACCCAUGCCCUCCUGUAAUUCUCUGGAAUCCAUCCAUUAGAAAGUUCGGGUUUUUGCCUAGUCCUAGUCUUGCCACUGAUUGCUGCCGGAAUGAAAGUUAUUAUUUCUGCUAUGAUUCUCGUAUUGAUGAUUAUAAGGUUGUGAGAAUUGUCGAGAGAAUCCACCGCGAGGUUGAGGUCUGGUCCUUAGCCUCAGGAGGUGCUUGGAAGAGUCUUAAUAAUAAUGUUCCUGCCGAUUUUUCCCCUUAUAGACACUGUCAUGCUUUUGUCAACGGUGCUUUUCACUGGGUUCAAAGCCGCCCGACGAAGGAGGAGGAGGAGGAGGAGUUUGCUGUUUCCGUUGUGGCAUUGGAUAUGGUUGAUGAAUCAUUUCGCAAUGUCGAGAUUCGCCAAGGUUGGAGUGGUCCACCAAUGAUUUCAAGGUACCAUGGUGAUGGGGAUCAGUGCUGGCUUGCGUUAUUUGAGUUGCAGGGAGACUCUUGUUUUGACUUGUGGGUGAUGAAAGAGUACGGUGUGGCCGAAUCAUGGACUAAAUUAUUCAAUGUGUGUCUGCUAGGAUCUCCGGAAGAAGAACCUAGGAUCGAGCCAUUUGGUUUUACAAAGAGUGGUCAGGUGGUGGUCAGAAUGGGUCGGGACGAAGAGUUCAAUUCGUUCAAGUCUUAUGACCCCAAGGACAAACAGUUUAGAGAUUUUGGAAAUCAGGCAUAUGACUACUACUUCAUGGAUUCUUUCGUGGAGAGCCUUGUCUUACUUGGCCAAACCAAUGUUUUUUCUUACUAAGGAGAGACUCAGAAUAAUCUACAACAGCAGCUUCUGUCAAUGUGGCUUGCUUUGCUUUCUGUUUGGAUGAAAAUAUGUAUCAGCCACUUGGUUUAACCAAGAGUGGUCAAGUAGCGGGUCUGAUUGGUGACGGAAGCUGAUAUUGGUUCACCCUACUUUGAAAUUCAGGGAUAUUACCACUACUUCAUGGGGUUCUUGGACAGCUUAUUUUAUUUGGCCAAACAAACCUUAUUUUUUACUAAGUGGGAAUCAGAAUCAACAACAAAAGGUUGGUUGCAUUGGAUUUCUGUGCUUACUUUUACUUUUAUUAACAUGAAUAGAUUGCUUUCAUUAAUGUUGAGUUGUGUAUUGGCCGGGUUCAUUACUAUAGGAAAAAUGAGGACAGUCUCAUAAUUAUGUAUUAGUGUGGUUUCAAUUUCAGAUAUUUUGAAAUUUGCCUUCUGUUUGAUCUUUAAUUGGUUUCUCCUUAAAGUCCUUAUUCGGUGUUUGUUCUCAAGAAUCCCUUGCUUUUGCUGUAUUAACAGAUACUUGUCAGUUGGUAUUAUACUUACUAACAUCCAUCAUCAAUACAUCAUGGUGAAUUGUGAAUUUUAGGUUUCAGUAUUUUGAAUUAGGCAUUUACGGUAAGUACUUGAAUGAAAGAUAACGAAAGUAGUCGGCUUCUCAUGUUUAGGGAAAAUAAGAGCAUGAUUGUGUUCAGUACAUUACUUCUAUUCAAUGGGUAUGAGGUAAUGAUAGGACUGUACUUGGACGGGGCUUUCUCGUUAAUAUGCAACGAUGCUGCCCAUUCAACCUUUACAAUUUGUGUUGAACUUUUGUUUUAUGUUUUCCUUUGGUUAUGGCACUGUCUUAUGUUAUGGGAUCAUUUUUUUUUUCCUUGACAACAUAGGGCUUCUACUUGAUUCAGUUGGUAAUAUUGCUGCUAUAAACUUUUGGGUUCUCUGUUUCUGUUCAUAAUUAACUGCAGUCUGCAAUUUUUGAUUCGGUUCUAUUCUGGACGGAAAGGAAUAAAAGGAUCUUCAAAGACUACAAAAGAGAGAUUUAGGUUGGUGCAGUCAUUAUGGGAGUCCAUAUCUGUUGAUCUCAAAAACUGCACUCUCUACUCUACUGUUCAGGACUAGAAGGCUGUUGUAAUUUAGUUUGGUAGUUGAGGGGAAUACCUGUGGCAUAUGGUGGAAUUUCAGGCCAAAGUGGUCAGCAAGGAGAAACCCUGCAUCUACUUGGGCAAGCAAACUUGACAUCAGUACAUCACAGAAGGACCAUUUAUCUCGACUCUUGAUGUGCAAAGGGGAAUCCUUCCCGUAACAUACCCAAGACCAUCUUAUUCUGUGGCAUCCAAGGAAGAAUCAUAUGCAGCCCAUGCAUGACAGAGACCUCAUCAAGGCUAUCUAUCAAGUGGCCUGCAGCUUUGCCAAAACAAGAAAUCACUUUCUUAUAUGAUUCGAAAGUGAACAUAGCUUUGUCCUUUGGCUUCAGUGAGAGUGUGCCCCUUCUAAAGUUCAUUGCAUCUGAUGUUCUUCACUUCGAUCCUGGUGGAUCUUGAUUUUGUCUCCGGGUCAAUGGGUGAAUUGUCAGCUUCCGCUUCUUCCAUAUGAUGCAAGGUGGUGCUUUCCAAUCCUGAUAAUGGUUGGGAUAGAAUGAAAGCCAAUAGUCCUAUCCGAAUAGAUGUUUGAUAUUGCUGGACCAUGAACCUUUCUAGGAGGACAAUGCAUUCGUUAAACCUUUCAUAAAUUAUAAAUCCCGCAUGUCUCCUUUUGUACGAUGCAUUGCCUUAUUCUUUUUAGAUUUUUGGACCAUUAUUUCCUCGUGUGCUUUGCACAAUCAAUAUGGGAUUAAGAAUCAAGAAUUGUUUUACACG
Molecule: messenger RNA, 3182 nt
Organism: Rosa rugosa (rugosa rose)
Lineage: Eukaryota; Viridiplantae; Streptophyta; Magnoliopsida; Rosales; Rosaceae
Product: F-box/kelch-repeat protein At3g23880-like
Exons: 2
Coding region: 152-1324 (390 amino acids)
Molecular function (GO): protein binding
Source: RefSeq, a predicted model, not a curated record